AUGGGGAUGACCUAUAACCAUCUCCUUAAGAAGGACAUUGUAGAACUGUGCAGAGAGAGACGGCUGCUCAUUGAAAGAUUUACCAAGGCACAGCUGAUUGCUCGGUUGGAAGAGAAUGAUUGCUUUAAGGAGCCAAUUCCUGACCAAGCUGGGGCUGCGAAAGAGGCUGAGAACAGCCAGGCAGCCCCAGGGAUCAUCCCAGCCACCCACCCAACCAGGAAUGCAGGAGGGGCUGAAAAAAGCCAAGCAGCCCCAGGAUCCACCUACCCGACCAGCAGGGGAUCUUCCUGACCGAGUUCCCCAUUGGUGAAGCUGUGAUGGUUGGAGUUGGAAAUGGAAUUGAAACUAAAAGAGCUGGAGGACCAUGAGAAGGAACAGGAGGACUGUGAGAGACAGAGGCAGCAUGAACUGGCGAUGGCGGAGCUGAGAAGCAGAGAGACCCCCACCAUGUUGAGUGGGGCCAUAGAGAUGUUCAGGCAGAUGGAUGAGGUGGAAGCAGGGGACUAUGAACUGUUCAAACAAGCCCUGCUGCACAAGUUUGAGCAGACCUCUGAGGCAUACAGGAAAAGGUUCAGGAGUGUGCAGAAGACCCAGGGGAUGACCUAUCUGGAACUGGUCACGCUGAUGGCAGAAUACACCCUCAAAGAAUCCGUCUGCACUAAUUACCACACCACUGUUCCAAUGGAAGACACCGAAGCCAAACUUUGCAGUAAUGACAAAGAAGAAGCACUCAGAAGGGAAUUGCCAUACUGUACAGGAGAAAUUGACUUCAUGGCUUCCGGAAAAAAACGUGGGAAGUUUGUUAAAGUUCCAUGUGCCAUCCAUCCUGGAGUUAUAUUUGAUAUUAUGAUCAACAAAUGGAACCUACCUGCUCCCAACUUGGUUGUCUCUUUAGUUGGAGAAGAAGAAAACUUCCAAAUGAAAUCUUGGUUACGGGACACCUUAAGAAAAGGACUUGUAAAGGCCACAGAAAGCACUGGUGCCUGGAUCUUUACUAGUGCUCUACGUGUUGGAAUAACGAGGCAUAUAGGGCAAGCAGUCCAAGAUCAUACACUGGCUAGUACUUCAGCCAGAGUAAGAGUGAUUGCAAUAGGAAUAACUUCACUGGGAAAAAUUCAGCAUGGAGAGAUUCUGGACAAAGUGAAGAACGAAAACCUUGUAUGCUACAAGUCAGAUGAUAAUGGCCAAGGGCCACUGUACUCCCUUGACAACAAUCACUCCCAUUUUAUUUUGGUGGAUCAGAUAAAUCCAGAUGGGACUACUAAACUACGGCUCACCUUGGAGAAACACAUUUCAGAACAGCGCACUGGUUAUGGAGGAACAGGCAGCAUUGAAAUCCCUGUGCUUUGUUUACUGGUAAAUGGAGGACCAAAAACACUUGAGAGAAUUUGCAGGGGCUUGGAAAACUCUGCUCCCUGGCUAAUCUUAGCAGGAUCUGGGGGUGCAGCUGACAUCUUAGCUGCAGUAGUGAAUGAGCCACAGCUUAUUGUGCCACAAGUUGUUGAAAAGCAACUUAGAGAGAAAUUUCCUACAGAAAACUUUUUAUGGAAGGACAUUCUCCAUUGGACAGCAACAAUUCAGAACAUUGUUUCCCAGCAGCAUCUUUUAACAGUGCACAGUUUUGAGCAAGAAGGUUCAGAUGAAUUAGACACAGUUAUUUUGAAAGCUUUGGUCAAAGCCUGUAAAAGUCAUAGUCAGGAAGCCCAGGAAUACCUGGAUGAACUGAAGCUGGCAGUGGCCUGGAAUAGAGUGGACAUAGCUAAAAGUGAAAUAUUCAAUGGCGAUGUGGAAUGGAAGUCCUGUGACCUAGAGGAAGUGAUGAUGGAUGCUCUGGUGAAUGAUAAGCCAGAAUUUGUAAAGUUAUUUAUAGACAAUGGGGCCAACAUGUAUGACUUCCUGACGUACAGCCGGCUUCAGAGGCUCUACUGCUCCAUCUCUCGGAAAUGCCUCCUCUAUGCACUCCUCCUGAAGAAACAUGAGGAAAGCAAGCUGACUCUAGCAGGGAUCACUGGUCAACAACAUAAGGAAAUGAUGGACGUCUGCCCGCUCUUUACCCUCCAUGAAGUUUCUAGAGUGCUCAAGGAUUUUCUUCAUGAUGCAUGUAAAGGUUUCUAUCAAGAAGCCAAGCAAGGAAGCAAGAGGAAAGCUGAUAAAACAAAUGCAAAACGAUUACCUGGGCUCCUGGAUAUGAACCAGAAGAGUGAGAAUCCCUGGAGGGAUUUAUUUUUAUGGGCAGUACUUCAAAACCGGCACAAGAUGGCAAACUAUUUCUGGGCUAUGGGACAAGAAGGUGUAGCUGCAGCUCUGGCAGCUUGCAAGAUUCUCAAGGACAUGUCCCGACUGGAGACAGAGGCUGAAGUAGCCCGUAGGAUGAAAGAAGCCAAGUAUGAUCAGCUCGCUCUGGAGCUAUUCAGUGAAUGCUAUCACAACAGUGAGGAACGAGCUUUUGCUUUACUGGUGAGGAAAAACCAAUCCUGGAGCAAAACUACCUGUCUCCACUUGGCCACAGAAGCAGAUGCUAAGUCUUUCUUUGCACACGAUGGUGUCCAGGCCUUCUUGACAAAAAUCUGGUGGGGAGACAUGUCAACAAGCACUCCGAUCCUGAAGUUAAUCUGCGGAUUCUGGUGUCCUCUUCUAAUCUACACUAAUCUAAUAGCAUUCAGUGAACAAGUACAAUCAAAGAAUGAGCCAGAGACACUCAGAGAGCAAGAGAGCCUAGACACAGAAAGGACUUUGCUUUUUUCCAAGGAGGGGGAUAGGGUAGAUGUCAAAUUAGAGAAGCGGAGGUCUUCUGAAAACAUAGCAUGGGCAACAUUCAUGUUUACUCGCUGGAAAAAGUUUUGGAGUGCCCCUGUAACAGUAUUUAUGGGGAACGUUAUCAUGUAUUUUGCUUUUCUGUUUCUAUUUACCUAUGUCUUGUUACUGGAUUUUAAACCACCACCACCUGAGGGGCCUUCUGUUAAGGAGAUUAUACUUUACUUUUGGGUUUUUACAUUGGUCUUGGAAGAAAUCCGACAGAGUUUCUUUACAGAUGAAGACAUGAAUUUAAUUAAGAAAUUUAAACUGUACGUGGAGGAUAACUGGAAUAAAUGUGAUAUGGUGGCCAUCUUUCUGUUUAUAAUUGGAGUGACCUGCAGAAUGCUGAACUCAACAUUUCAAGCCGGCCGUACAGUACUUGCUAUUGAUUUCAUGGUGUUCACUCUGAGACUUAUACAUAUUUUUGCCAUUCACAAGCAACUAGGGCCAAAGAUCAUAAUUGUGGAAAGAAUGAUGAAGGAUGUUUUCUUCUUUCUCUUUUUCCUGAGUGUGUGGCUCAUUGCCUAUGGUGUGACAACUCAAGCCUUACUCCAUCCUGAUGACAGCCGAGUAGAAUGGAUAUUCAGAAGGGUGCUUUAUCGUCCUUACCUUCAGAUAUUUGGGCAGAUUCCACUGGAUGAAAUAGACACAUCUCGUAUGAGUCUUGAGAACUGUACCUCUACCCUGAAGAGUCCACAGGAAAAUUCACCAUUAUGUUCUAAUACCUACGCCAAUUGGCUUGUCAUACUUCUGUUGGUCACUUUCUUAUUGGUCACCAAUGUGCUACUUAUGAAUCUCCUGAUUGCUAUGUUCAGUUAUACUUUUCAAGUUGUUCAGGGCAACGCAGACAUCUUCUGGAAAUUUCAGCGGUACAACCUGAUUGUGGAAUACCAUGGUCGUCCAGCGUUGGCACCACCAUUUAUCAUUAUUAGCCAUGUGCAUCUGAUUCUCAGAAGAAUCUUCAAAAAGAUGGAGCACAAAAAGGAACAUCUGGAAAGAGAUCUGCCAGACAGCCUGGAUCAAAAAAUCAUAACAUGGGAGGUGGUCCAAAAGGAAAAUUAUCUCGCAAACCUGGAACAAAAGAAAAAAGAAAGUAACGAAGAGAGACUAAAGAAAACAUUUAACAAGGUGGACAACCUGUCUAAAUAUUUUAGUGGAAUGAAAGAGCAAGAGAAACGGCUUAGGUCUCUGGAAUCACAAGUUAACUACUGUUCAGCUGUUAUUUCUUCAAUGGCAGAUACUUUAAGCAAAAAUAACCUCUUGUGCAACAGACCAGUUCCAAAAUAUACAAGUUUUAUGAAUACCAGCACAAAUCAAACAAUCCUACCAGAAAGAAGUGAAGGCAAAGAGCAUACAGAAGAGUCUGAAAAUGAUAUGAUGUACAUUGAUAAUUAAAUGAAGUUCUCAUUUCCUCAGAUUAGUUUGCCAUUUUGAAGUACUUCUGGGGUGAAAUCCCAACUCCACUGAAGUCAGUGGCAAAACUGCCAUUAAGCUGUGGGGCCAGGACUUCACCACUGAUGUACUCGUGUAU
Molecule: messenger RNA, 4327 nt
Organism: Chelonoidis abingdonii (Abingdon island giant tortoise)
Lineage: Eukaryota; Metazoa; Chordata; Testudines; Testudinidae
Source: RefSeq, a predicted model, not a curated record